Messenger RNA from Gadus macrocephalus (Pacific cod), 3421 nucleotides. RefSeq names its product arginyl aminopeptidase like 1 (gene rnpepl1). Bases 740 to 3208 code for a protein of 822 amino acids. Gene Ontology annotation, molecular function: metalloaminopeptidase activity; zinc ion binding. The transcript has 11 exons. Gene Ontology annotation, biological process: proteolysis. Lineage: Eukaryota; Metazoa; Chordata; Actinopteri; Gadiformes; Gadidae. The record is from RefSeq and is a predicted model, not a curated record.
GUGACCCUCUGUGUGUGUGUGUGUGUGUGUGUGUGUGUGUGUGUGUGUGUGUGUGUGUGUGUGUGUGUGUGUGUGUGUGUGUGUGUGUGUGUGUGUGUGUGUGUGUGUGUGUGUGUGUGUGUGUGUGUGUGUGUGUGUGUGGUUGCAGGAUUGCCAUAAAACAACGGACUGGGCUGGAGUGCUGGGUUAGGAUUACGGUCCUCGGUUCGAGGGGCAGGGUUAGGGUUUUGGCCCCCGGUUGAAGGGGCAGGGCCCCCGGCCAGAAACUUCCCCGGCGAUCUCCAUGUUACUAGGCGACUUCCUGUCACCACUUCCUGUUCGGUUGCACUGCUGACUUUCUGCAUGUUUUGAAUAGUUGACGUGAAGCUUUAUGUUGAGACCUUUAAAGUUCCCAAAUGUGUCCUGUACCAGCGACCCGCCUGGAGCGGCUUUAGCUCCGAUGGGCUUCACUUAGCAGACACUCCUAAUGAACUACUUGAAGUUUGUGUGCUAAGGCUAGCGGCUAAUUAGCCCUGCUAAUCGGAUUGCUAUACUUUUUACUGGGUUUGUUUAUAUUCUCGAUCUGGUUGUGUUAUGGUCGAGUGCGCGGGACUAUCCAUUCACCCAGGUCUGGUCCGUACUACAGCCGACCCGGUACCAGGCCUUUAGCCUCUGGGUUAAAGGGCUACUAGGGUCGAGAUUAGCCCGACGACCCCCGUGUGUCCAGAUGUAGGUGAUUUUGGACGGACCCACCGAUAUCAUGGCAGACCCACACCCACCAACCAGUACCAGCCUUUGCUGCUGCCGCAAACCGCUGCCGGUUCCUGGGCGACCCGGAGCCGAUGCUGCCCGGGCCAGGCGCCCCCACCCCGGCUCCGCCAGGUGUCCACUUGUCGACGUCGCGUCGGCGUCCAACUUCCAGAGCUUCCAGCUGAACCACUUCCACCUCGACCUGCGGCUUAACUUCACACUGAAGGAGAUGACGGGCUGGCUGGUGUUGGAUCUAGUCCCCAUCCAGCCGGGCAUUGACACUUUAGUCCUGGACACACACCCGUCGCUGCUCAUCCACUCUAUCGACUGCAAAAUGCCCGGCUCGACGCAGCUCGACCGACCGGUUUCUCUCACGUACCGGGUCGACCCCUUCACAGACUACGGGUCCUCUCUGAACAUCAGCUUGCCUGGUGUGGUGGUCCAGCGGGCGAAGGGCUUUCAGAUCACUCUCCGCUUCACCACCACCGAUGGUCCGGCGACGUGGUGGUUGGAUGCUCCCCUGACUUGCGGUCAGUCCCAACCUCUGGUCUUCACCCUGGGCCACUCGGUCUCCAACAGGUCCUUCUUCCCCUGCUUCGACACUCCAGCCGUGAAGAGCACCUACUCUGCUACCGUCCGCGUUCCUGAGGGCGUGAUGGUGCUGAUGAGUGCCACCCGGAGCUCCUACUCCAAGCCGGACCGGGUCUUCCACUUCUCCAUGCAGUACCCGGUGCCGGCCUACUUGGUAGCCCUGGUGGCCGGUGAGCUGAAGCAUGUCGACGUGGGCCCCCGGAGCCGGGUGUGGGCGGAGCCUUGUCUGUUGUCGUGUGCCCUGAACAAGCUAGGGGGCAGCGUGGAGCGCUGGCUGGCCGUCGCUGAGGACCUGUUUGGGCCCUACCCCUGGGGAAGGUAUGACAUCGUAUUCCUGCCGCCCUCCUUCCCCAUCGUUGCCAUGGAGAACCCCUGCCUCACCUUCAUCAUCUCCUCCAUCCUUGAGAGUCGGGACUUCCUGCUGAUCGACGUCAUCCAUGAGAUCUCCCACGGCUGGUUCGGGAACGCCGUCACCAACGCCACCUGGGAAGACAUGUGGCUGAGCGAAGGCCUGGCCACCUACGCCCAGCGCCGCAUCACGACCCUGGCCUACGGUGAGGCGUUCACCUGUCUAGAAACUAGGUUUCGAUUGGACGCUCUGCACCGACAGCUCCGCCUCCUUGGGGAUGACAGCCCCGUCAGCAAAUUACAGGUCACCUUUGAACCAGGUGUGAACCCCAGCACUUUGAUGAACCUCUUCACCUACGAGAAGGGCUUCUGUUUCGCCUCCUACCUCUGCAAGCUCUGCGGAGAUGUCUCACGCUUCGAUGCUUUCCUCAGGGCAUAUAUCAGCCAGUUUAAGUUCAGCAGUGUGGUGGCUGAGGACCUGAUAGAGCUCUUCUUGGACUUCUUCCCUGCCCUGAAGGAAGAGGGUGUGGCACAUCGAGAAGGUCUGGAGUUUGAUCGCUGGCUGGGGGGGUUGGGGGCUCCCCUCUACGAGCCCGACCUAUCGGCCGGCGCCGUCCUCACGCGACCCGUGCACCAGCUGUGUGACCUCUGGGCCGCCCCCGCCCCCGCCCCCGACGCCCUGGCAGCCUUGGACCUCUCCACCUGGACCUCCUUCCAGACCGUGCUCUUCCUGGACCACAUGUUGGACCGCUGCCCUCUGCCCCACGAGGUGAUGGAGGGUCUCAGCGGGGCGUACUCCAGGCUGCUCGCCUCCCAGAGUGCCGAGGUCCAGAUCCGAUGGCUGCAGAUGAUCGUCAGGAGCAACUACCCCCCGGAGAUACCAGCCGUCAGGAGCUUCCUGCACAAGCACACGUCGAGGAUGUACACGGUUCCGCUGUACGAAGACCUGGUGGCUGGGGUGAUGAAGUGCAUCGCCAUGGAGACCUACAGCCAGACCCAGGGACGACUGCACCCUAACCUGCGACGCUCCCUGCAGCAAAUCAUCUUCCAGUCGCCCAACCCCGCCCCCUCUCCUCCUCCUAACCCCUCCCCCUUUCCCUUCCCUCCAUCUAACCCGGGCCAUUCUCCUCAUCUUCCUCAUUCUUACCCCUCCCCUCCUCUUCCUCCUUCGCAGCCCGCCCCCUCUCCUCUUCUUGCUUCUAACCCCAGGCCCUCCUCACCGCAUCCUCCCUUGGAACCUAACACCAGCUCCUUCUCCCCCCCCCCUCCUCCUCCACAGUCGAACCCCUCCCUCCCUACUCCUCAAACGAACCGCAGUACCUCCUCCACCCCCUCUCCUCCACAGACGAACCCCUCCCUCCCUACUCCUCAAACGAACAGCAGUACCUCCUCCACCCCCUCUCCUCCACAGUCGAACCCCUCCCUCCCUACUCCUCAAACGAACAGCAGUACCUCCCCCACCCCCUCUCCUCCUCUUCCUCCUCCUCCCGCCAGCACCACUGCUGCCUUGAUACUCUGGAAGGUGGACGUUUCUGCCUGAACAUUGAGGCUCCGCCUACGUUGUAUUUGCCCCGCCCCUUUUUGCCAGACGUUGCCUGGGGCGGAGUCUGGAUGGGUGCUCCUGGCCGUGUUAAAGACCCUGACUGAUUUUCUAUGUGAUCUUUUUCAAUGUUUAUUAACUGUGUGAUAUGCAAUGCGCCCAAGUGUUACACUGGGACAUCAGAUUAUAAAAACACCAGCUCACAAUCACCAA